Molecule: messenger RNA, 3702 nt
Organism: Physcomitrium patens
Lineage: Eukaryota; Viridiplantae; Streptophyta; Bryopsida; Funariales; Funariaceae
Biological process (GO): spindle assembly
Cellular component (GO): nuclear microtubule; cytoplasm
Molecular function (GO): microtubule binding
Source: RefSeq, a predicted model, not a curated record
GCCCAGUCAAGCGCGAGAGAGAGACGACGGGGAAGGCGGAGCGGGGAGAGUGAGCGAGCGGUGCAGGCUCAGCAGCUCGGGUGGUGGUGCUCUUGGCCACGGACGGACCGGUGAUGCCGAUGGGACAUGGUAUGAACCUGCAUCGCCUCGAUCUCGCGGUCCCGUAGCUGUCGCUGUUGCACUACCCUCGGUGGUUCUGUGUGUGAUGAGGUCGAGCGCCUUUCCCGGAGCUCUUCGGAUUCACCGCGUGUUCCAUUCUGUAAGUUUUUGAGCUGAGAGGCAUCCGAAGUGGAAGAGAAUUCUGGGUGAUGACUUUAGAGGGACCAGGAUGAGCGCCAGGCGUGGGAUUGAUUGUGGAGUGAGAGGUGGAGAACUGAAUUGAAUUGAAUUGAGUGUUUGUGUUCGUUUUGUUAAAAUUAGGUUAAGCGUGGGUUGGUUGGUAUUGGAGUUGGAGUUAGAGGAUGUGGUCCACCAUGAGAUGGUGAAGGAGGGCGAUGAUUGAUGUGGAGGUGGUGGAGGGCUAGGGGGGUGGGAGGAUUGGAGGCAGGGGAGGAGAGGAUGGGAAGGGGGUGAGGCAGAGAGGAGUUGCAGGACUUGAGGAGUUUUGGAAUGGCAUCAAGAAUGGGUGGGAGAUAAGGAGAGGAUGCUGAUGCAUUGGUAUGGGAAAGGUCGUUGAGAGGGUUUGUGAGGUGGUGAUGGCAUUGCGGACGAGCAGAUGUUUGAGAGGAGCAGCAGUGGUGACGUGAAGAGAAGGUAUUGUGUAAUUUUAGGUGUGAAAGAAAUCAGUGACUGCUAAUUGAUUUUGGAGGAUGGUCGCUGCGGUAGCGUCUUCGUCCCCUUCUGCCCCUGUGGACAAUGUACUCGAGGCUCAAAUAGAGAGGAAAAAAGAAGGGAAAAAUGUACAGAAUUAUGGAGGACUUCCGCCAGCAGAGAAGGUCAAAGUGGUCCGUAAAGCGCGAACAAUGGAGAUCACAUCCCGGUACAAGACCGCAACUACUGCUCUUCACACUCCAGUAACACCUGCCAGUCGCCGCCCCUCACCAAUCAGACAAUCUUCUCCUUCUCGUCAACCGUCACCAGUUCGGAAUAGGAGUUGUAGUUCUAAUUCCAGCAUUGUAGGAGCUUCAGAAUGCCUCCUUCGGCACCCAUCCCCUAACUUGGGGCGCAGUAACAAUGUACCGGAUGUCACUAAGCGUGCUCUCUCGGCGGAGAGGACCAGACGUCCAUGGCCUGCUGCUAUUUCGUCGGAGAGCAAAUCGACCUCGAUGAGCUCCACAGCUGUCGGAUUGGCUUCCAGCAUUAAGUCUCGUCCUCAUUUCAGAGGUCCUGAAUUAUGGCCAUCCAUGUCUGCAUCCAAGCAGGGUGCGGACUCCAACGGUGAUAGUGCGAGUGAUCGGAGUGACUGUCUGUCAGAGGGGGGAAGUGAGAAAGAGGCGAUUAGCAAAACUUUGAAUAAUGCCCCAAGACCUGCAGCAGAUGGAAAUGGUAUUGGGAAGAUUUCAGGGUCUACCUCUCGGCCAGGUUCUCCUAUGCGGCGUCAGAGCAUUGAUCAGUCCGAUACUGCCCGGUCUACAGAAAAUUCUCAUUCCAAGCCAGACCACCAGAGAUGGCCUGGUAUGAGCACAGUGAAGGUAUCAAGUGGCGCCAUGAAUAGGAGUGUGGAUGUUGGUGUGGAUAGAGAACGACCUCUUGCACGAUCGACAACAACGACAACACCAACUCGUUCUGGAACGCCUUCUUCGCGAAUUAAGGCUGCCAUUUCUCGCAGUUACAUUCGAUCUGGUUGUAGCGACGGGUCAGUUGCUCCAUCCAGUCAAGUAGCGCCAAGACGCAAUCCUACUCCUCCUAGGGGUAGAACGGGGACGACGGAGAGUGUCGCCCAGGGAACUCUGGCCAACAGCAAUGGUAAUGACGAUUCUGCGCAUCCAAGUGGCAAUGGUACAGGUGGAGGGGAUCAUGCUAGUCAUGCCCGACGGCUUUCACAGGAAUCAGUUGCAACGGCAGAUUCUCUUUCUAGACCUGUUGAUAACGUGUCUGAUACUGAGAGUGAGAGCGUGAUUUCAGCUGGUUCUGCACCUGGGAGUCGAGUUGUUCGGGGAACCACUGUGCCUGCCCGUGUGUGGCAGGACAUGAACAAUAGAUUACGACGGUUCUCUGAAGGAGAUCAAAAUCGGACAUCAGGUGCGUCUGAUCUUCCAGCAGUUGCCAUUGCCCCUGUUAAGACUGUUAGACGUUCGAAAGUGGUGCCCCACCAAUCUGCUGUGAGCACGCUCAUGAAUCAGAGUAUGAAUCAAAGUAUGAACGGGAGUACGUCUGCGUGGGCAUUUUCUCCUGGUCGGCUGCCAGUCAAUUCCUCCUCGUCAACCCCACACCCACCUUCUUCACCUUCACACUCGAAGGGUACGUCACCUCUAAGAGGGUUGCCUAGUCCGCAGAGGUCACGGCCUGUUCCUGGAGCCGCUGUAGCACUGGCAGGAUCUGCCCGUAAUUUAGGAAGCACCACAGUGAAUUUCGGAAUUGAUGGUAGAAAUAAAGGGAAAAAGGUGUUGACGCAACAGGAAGAGGCUCAGCUCUUGAGGAUUCUUCACAAUCGCUGGCUGCAAUGGCGCUUCGUGAAUGCCCGAGCUGAAGCUGUAAUGAGUGCGCAGAAAGCAGCUGCCGAGAGGCAGCUAUACAAUGUUUGGUUGAGAACAUCGGAGUUGCGCACAUCAGUAGCUAUGCAGCGAAUUAAACUCCAGCAAGCCCGGCAGGCUCACAAGCUACGCUCUAUAUUGUCUGUACAUGCAAUCCAUUUGGAAAAUUGGGAAACCCUAGAGGAAGAGCACUCUAAUGCACUGACGGGAUGCAUGGAAGCCCUAGAAUCUGCAAUUUUGAGAGUCCCAGUAACAGGAGGUGCCCGGGCCGAUGUGCAUGCUGUAAAAGAAGCUCUUAACGCAGCAGUGGAUGUGCUGAAUGCAGUUGAAGGAUCUGUUCAUGUCCUUUUACCAAAGACUCAGGCAAUGGAAGCCUUAUUAUUACAGUUGGCAGAGACAGCAGCACAAGAGAGGGCUUUGCUAGAGGAGUGUGGAGACCUCUUAUCUAUAGCUGCUUCUUUGGAGGUAGAGGAGCGUAGUUUGCGCACACACCUUAUUCAACUGGAAAAUGAGAGACAAAGCUUGUUCAAAGCUUAACCUACGAAUACGUCUUCCUCAUCAUACCUGUCUACGCCAUAAGGGUAUUUUUCUUUACUUGAUCGAACAAUGCCCACGACGGGGCCCAGAGCCUGCUGCCUCCCACUUGGGAGAAACCUCCCAAGCUCUGACGAUUUCAACUUGACAAUGAGACCCCAACCGCUUGAAUUUCUUGCUCAGACAGAUCAAUGCAGAGAAACUGGGAGGCGGUUUUAUAGCUAAGUGACUGUUCGAAAUCCUCUCUUGCUGCAUUAUGGAUGGAAGGACCUGCGCUUUCAAGCCUCACUGAGAGCUUUAUUCAUGUAAAAUAUGCUGAUCAACGAAGGCCGUUCUUCCCUGGGUGCAGGCUACUCAGUCGGACUUGGGUAUUCUUCUUGUCAUAUAACCUGCUUCUCGAUUUGUAGACUAGAGACCGUAGAUUGAUUCGUGCCCUUGGUAUAUGGCUAUUUGCCAGAGAGAUUAACUCAUCGAUUUGGCUUUUCUAAUGUAUCUAUGUUCAUUACACGUGAGAAGCCCGUUCUUUCCCUUUGAU